Apaloderma vittatum (bar-tailed trogon) is the source of this 3843-nucleotide messenger RNA. It is a transcript of the gene COL15A1, whose product is annotated as collagen, type XV, alpha 1. NCBI's taxonomy places the organism in Eukaryota, Metazoa, Chordata, Aves, Trogoniformes, Trogonidae. The record is from RefSeq and is a predicted model, not a curated record. The coding region runs from base 1 to 3843 and encodes 1280 amino acids. The transcript is spliced from 38 exons.
AUGACCAAAGCAAGGGACUGGGUGACGACUUUCUCAAAAAGUGUUUAUGAAGAACGAGGCUCAAAAGGACAUCUCGACCUCACGGAGUUAAUAGGAGUUCCUCUUCCUCCUUCCGUCUACUUCGUCACCGGCUACGGAGGGUUUCCAGCUUACAGCUUUGGUCCAGAUGCCAACAUCGGGCGACUGACAAGCGCCGUCAUCCCGUCGCCUUUCUACAGAGACUUCGCUAUCGUAGUCACCGUGAAACCAAACAGCGAUCACGGAGGAGUGCUCUUUGCAAUCACGGAUGCCUUCCAGAAAACUAUGUACCUGGGAAUGAGACUUUCACCGGUUGACGACAGCACCCAAAGAAUAAUUGUGUACUACACGGAGCCCGGCUCCCACAUCUCCCGAGAGGCUGCCGCGUUUAAAGUGCCCGUGAUGACUAACAAGUGGACAAGGUUUACAGUGACUGUGCAGGGGAACGAUGUCGCUUUGUUCAUGGACUGUGAAGAAUAUCAAAGAGUUCAGUUUCAAAGGUCAGCUCGAGCCUUGAUGUUUGAGCCUGGCUCUGGGAUAUUUGUCGGUAAUGCGGGAGCCACGGGAUUGGAAAAGUUCACAGGCUCGAUUCAACAUCUGACCAUCAAAUCUGACCCGAGCGGUGCUGAAGACCAUUGUGAGGAUGAUGAUCCAGAAGCUUCAGGGGACAUCAGUGGCAAUGACAGCAUUCCAGAACAUGAAGGUAUUCCUGAAGCCCAAGAAGUCCUUGCACCUCCUCAUCUUCCCAUAAGGCCCGCCCAGCUCCCUCUGGACGGCUUGACCAAAUUUGUGCAACAUCUGCUGAUAAGCAGAAACGAGAUAUGUUCAGCUGUCACAGAAACUGGACAAGGCAACAAUGAUUCUACCACUGUCACACAGAAAAUCUUAAGGGAAGAGGGCGGCUCUGGAGCUGGUGUUUUGCCAGGAGUAAGCCGAGAGGAGGGCCAGGAUAGCGAGGAAGAAGAGGAUGGGCCCACAAGAUCUCCGGGAAGUUCAGGGGCAGAAGACAUGGAGAAAAAGGAUCAAGGACCUGCUGGACGUCCAGGGAAACUUGGCCAACGUAGUCAGGCUGGUAAAAAUGGACUUCAGAGCUUGCCAGGGCUGAAAGGAAAAGCAGGCUUGAAAGGUGAAAAGCCAGUCGACACAUGUGCUCUCCUGGGCAAAAGCAGCACUACACAAGAGAACGAGAAGAGAAAAAUUUCCUCAAAAGGGCGUUGCAAAGCUGAAUUAUUCAUUUCCUCCCGCUACCGAGCACAGCAAGGGUUUGACAGUCCACGUAGGUUCGCUGUCAUCGAAUACAGCAGCACAUACCGGCGCGGUGGCAAUGCUCAUAUUUUGAAUGCUCAGUACUCGGGCAACUUUAAAGAGAGAGUCUUAAUGUUGGCAGGUGUCUUUCCAGAGUUAAAAUUUGAUGAGAUAUCGCUUCAGAACAGUCCCAUCGCACGUGUGCCCUGCAGGACUGUUAUCACUGUGCUCCUAGAGCAUCUACGGAACAGAUUGGAACCUGAAGAGUCAGGCUCCGGAGACAUUGAUGGAGAGACUGAGAUUUUAAGAGGUCUUCCUGGGCCGCCAGGCCCUCCAGGACUACCUGGUCUUCCAGGAAAACCAGCACCCAAUUCCGGAGUAGGACCUCCUGGGUCACCAGGGGAAGAUGGAGCUUCUGGUGAACCAGGCCCUGAAGGUCCUCAGGGUCCUCCUGGUCUUGAUGGAGUAGUUGGGCCACCAGGACAGAAAGGAGAAAAGGGUGAUCGAGGCCUUCCUGGUUCUGUUGGUCCAAAGGGUGAUACUGGAGUCGCUGGAUCAACAGGCCCCAAAGGACAAGCUGGUGCUGUUGGGUCUCCUGGGCAACCUGGACCACCAGGACCUCCUGGACCUCCUGGACCUCCUGGGCCUGUGGCACGGAGCUACAGUUUGGGAUUUGAGGACAUGGAAGGAUCAGGUAGCAUUGGCCUGUUAAGUGAAUCUGGAAUUACAGGAUCAAGAGGGCCAGAGGGAGAAAGGGGCAACAUUGGUCCUCCAAGUUCAAAGGGUCCCAAAGGGGAGAAGGGUGACCCAGGACCUCAGGGGGAACCAGGACAGAAUGGGAACAGUGUUAUAGGACCACCGGGACCACCAGGCCCUCCAGGACCAAUCAUAGCGAUACCUGAGGGCCCUCGGGGACCAAAGGGUGACAUCGGUGUGCCUGGAUUGCAAGGACCCAAAGGACAACAGGGUGAAAAGGGAGAACCAGGAGCUAUUGUUGCUGCUGAUGGAGCUUUAGCUGAAUUGCUAGGAAGAAAAGGGGAGAAGGGUGAAGCUGGAGUGGUGGGACCGGCGGGACCAAUGGGACCAAUAGGACCUACUGGACCUAAAGGAGAACUCGGUUUCCCUGGACGUCCAGGCCGCCCAGGACUGAACGGACUGAGAGGGGCGAAAGGGGAUCGAGGCGAAGCGUUCAGUGGCCCUCCUGGCUUGCCUGGACCCCCAGGCCCCCCCGGACCUCCCGGACGGAUAGUUCAUAUCAAAGGAACAGUCUUCCCAAUCUCUCCCAGACCUCACUGCAAAAUGCCGGUGAGCACUCCUUACCCUGGAAAUCAAGAAGCUCUUAAUGUCCAUGGUGCUAAAGCAAACGGAGGUUCCUGGGGGCUGCCCAGCUCAGUGGACUUCAAAGGAGAAAAAGGAGACAGAGGUGCUCCAGGACCACCAGGUCCACCUCUGCCUCCAUCAUAUUUCAGCCACUUCAUUAACAGCAUAAAGGGUGAAAAAGGAGACAAUGGAGUCACUGGUGUAAAAGGAGAAAAAGGAGAACCGAACGGAGGGUUCUUUCUGACAGGACCUCCUGGACCACCUGGAAAACCAGGACUAAUUGGACCAAAAGGGGAUUCAGUGAUCGGACCCAGAGGACCUCCAGGCUUACCCGGCCUUCCUGGCUUACCAGGCUAUGGAAAAAUUGGACCUCCUGGUCCACCUGGACCGCCAGGACCGCCUGGACCACCUGCAAUAUAUGGCUCAGCAGCUGCAAUGCCUGGGCCACCAGGUCCUCCUGGAGAACCAGGGCCACCUGCAACCAGGAAUCUGGUUACGACAUUCCGAAACAUUGAGGGUAUGUUGGAAAAAGUUCAUUUGGUAGCAGAAGGUACGCUCAUCUAUCUGAGUGAAAUGAGUGAGGUUUUUAUCCGCGUUCGAAACGGAUGGAGAAAAUUGCAGCUUGGCGAGCUGAUUCCUAUCCCUGCUGACAGCCUUCCUCCUCCAGCCAUAUCGAGCCAUGGGUUUCAGUCUCUCCCAGCACUGAGUCCGGUAUCAAAUACGAACCACAGAAAACCAGCGCUGCAUCUGGUGGCUUUAAACUUGCCAUUCUCUGGGGACGUGCGAGCAGAUUUUCAGUGUUUUCAACAGGCCCAACGAGCAGGUUUGACAUCUACCUACAGAGCCUUCCUCUCCUCCCAUUUGCAAGAUUUGGCCACAGUUGUCAGAAAAACAGACCGGUACCACUUACCCAUCGUCAAUCUUAAGGGAGAAAUGCUUUUCAAUAACUGGGACUCUAUAUUUAAUGGCGACGGUGGACAAUUCAACGCUCAUGUUCCAAUAUACUCCUUUGAUGGGAGGAACGUCAUGACGGAUCCAUCCUGGCCUCAGAAAGUAAUAUGGCACGGUUCAACCGCAAAUGGGAUCCGACUGGUGAGCAGCUACUGUGAAGCCUGGCGCACGGCCAACACCGGUGCGACGGGACAAGCAUCACCGCUGAAGACGGGGAAACUUCUCGAUCAGAAGUUCUAUAGCUGUAGUAAUCAGUUUAUUGUUCUCUGUAUCGAAAACAGUUUCGUACCCGAUGCCCAAGGAAACUAA